CGCAAAGCUGCUGUCAAGGAGCUCAUGGACAACGUGGAGGGCCUGCGCAAUGACAUGGCCCAGAAGCAUUCGGCCGCAAAAAGCAGCGAAUCUAUGCGCUCAGCGGGGCACAGCUCCACCGCGGCCGACACGGGCAAGGGCGGCAACAGUAUUCGCAUCAUCGACUACCCCUUCAAUGUUACAGAGCAGGUGCCCGCCGCGGUGGAUAUGGGCGCGCGCUUCGUGCAUGAUGCCGAUCUAAACUGGGCGGUGCCCUUCAUGUUGCGCGCCGGGCGGGAGUUCAUCGAUGGUUUGCGGGGCGACGCGUUGCUCGGAGAGGCUCGGCCACAACUGCAUGUCGAUGAGGGCAAGAACUUGGGGGCGAAGCUCACGGGGGCCAUCCGGGCACUGGGCAAGCCGAAGGACUAUGUUCCCGCCCUCGACGAGGCGAGCGUCAAUUUAUUGGAUUCGCCUGCUGAUCAGAAGAAGUGGAUGAUGCAACCAAGUGUUUCCGGUAUCGGCAGCAAGUCCUAUUAUGCGUGCUCAGAGUUCCUCUCUAUGGGCUGUCUUCGCCUGCAGUUCGACGGCGCUCGCCGCGUGGCCAUCGUGCCAUAUGACAAGUUGCGUGCCAUGUGCCUCGAAUAUCAGGGGAUCCCGCCUGGCUCCAACAACAUCAAGUACGACUCG
Molecule: messenger RNA, 666 nt
Organism: Prorocentrum cordatum
Lineage: Eukaryota; Dinophyceae; Prorocentrales; Prorocentraceae
Source: the annotation of a GenBank genome assembly